Centruroides sculpturatus (bark scorpion) is the source of this 2564-nucleotide messenger RNA. RefSeq names its product tRNA wybutosine-synthesizing protein 4-like. The transcript has 13 exons. Gene Ontology annotation, molecular function: protein binding; tRNA methyltransferase activity. Gene Ontology annotation, biological process: tRNA methylation; wybutosine biosynthetic process. NCBI's taxonomy places the organism in Eukaryota, Metazoa, Arthropoda, Arachnida, Scorpiones, Buthidae. The record is from RefSeq and is a predicted model, not a curated record. Bases 32 to 1759 code for a protein of 575 amino acids.
UUUUUUAAUUUAGGUCGAUUUUCUCGAAGUAAUGGCAAAGAAACUUGAUUGCAUUAGGAAUAAUUCUUCUUUACGUGAUCUAUUGUCGGCAAAAAAACCGGUCAAGAUUAAAGAAAUAGUUCUUUCCACUGAAGACUACAUCCUUGUUGGUGUCGACCUACAGAAUAUUAGAAAAGUGGACCAUUUUUUUAUGGAAAUGGGAAUCGGAUACUCUGCUCCAACACUCUUCCUGUCAGAAUGUGCUAUUGUAUACAUGGAUGUGAAGAGCUCUGAUGAUCUAAUUCGAUGGUCAGCCGCUAAAUUCCCAAAUUCUGCAUUUGUUACGUACGAACAGGUCUAUCCAGAUGAUGGUUUCGGAAUAAUAAUGCAAAGGCAUUUUGCUUCUUUGAGAUCUCCACUAAAGUCUUUAAUUGUGUACAAAAGUAUUUUGUCUCAACAAAACAGAUACGGAAAUUUGGGAUGGGAUUCGUGCUGUGUAUUUACCAUGAAUGAUUUUUACAAAAGUCUUUCUGAUGAAGAAAAAUCCAGAGUAAAGAGAAUAGAGAUGUUUGACGAGUUUGAAGAAUGGCAUUUAAAGUGUUCCCAUUACAUUCUUGUCUGUGCCUGUCAGGGAGCUCUACUGCCAUUUCUUGAUAUAGCUCAAAAAAUUAGUUCCAACAAUCAAUUAACAGAUUACUCUGGGAGGUUAGAAUGGAAGAUUUUACCCAAAUGUUCUCAUCUUCAAAGGUUUGGACACAAAUCUGUUCUGAUGGAAAAUCAAUUAAUAGCAAUUAUCGGAGGAUUCGGGACAAGGGAAGGAAAACAUCUUCGACUCGGUGAUCUAGUUUUGUAUGAUGCAAAGACCGGGAAUCAUGUCUGUUAUAAUAUUUAUUUUAAUGACCAUUUAUUAGAUAUAAUUCAUUCAUCUGUGAUUACUUUGAAUUGCAAUUCUCUGCUUAUCGUGGGAGGACGAUCUUCACCGAUCAGAACCCAGAAUGAAAGUCUACGUAUCGAUUUAGAAAUAAAUUCCGAUGAAUCGGAUGCAGAAGUCGCGAAACAUAGAAUCGAAAAUUUGCAUUCAAGUAGAAUUUUUGAUGAUCAGAAUGUUAUUUGUAAUACUAAAAAGUUUACAUGUACAUCUUUUUCUAUUAAUGGAUGCAAACCUCUCAAUCGAUGGCGACACACUACUACUUGUGUAAAGUUUAAAGGUAUAGAUCAUAUUGUCGUAUUUGGAGGAUGCAAUCUGGAAAGUGAAGUGCUGGGAGACUGUCUUGUGUUGAAUAUGAAAAUGCUAAUUUGGAAACAAGUGGAAAAUUGCCAGCACUUUCCCGAACCAAGGCAUUCUCAUUCUGCGGUUGUUUGGAAUUUUGGUGUCCUCAUCUCCUGUGGUCUCGGUCGGAAUGAUCGACCUCUAAAUUCAGUUUUCUUUUUAGAUUUAGAAUCUCUGUCUUGGAGGGAGCUGCAGCUAGUUGGACUUUUGCCAAGAUAUUCUCACACAUCUCAUAUCUGGAAAGAGAAGUUGUUACUGUUGGGAGGAGUGAACAUUUUUUCAGAAUUGUCUCCUGGAGUGGCUGUUGUGGACCUUCUUUCCCUGAACGUAUGCGAACUGAGACUUCCGAUUCAAGAUCCAGAGAAUCCAGUUCUCUUGCACAAACACAUCAGCGAACUAGUCGAAGAAACUGGAGAAAUCAUCAUACUGGGUGGCGGAGGAAAUUGCUUCUCUUUUGGGACCCAUCUGAACAACAGUCCGAUUAUUCUUCCCGUAGAACAAUUUUUAUGAGUUUUACGAGUUAAUUUUGAAGGGAUCAACAAAUCAAUCUGUUUUGUAACAUUAGGAGAAACAUUACUUGAAUCAUUUCAUUGAUUUCAUCACUAAUUGUACAUUCAAUAAAGAAAUUCUCAAAAAGUAAGUUCGUUUAUCACAUUAACAUGAAAAUUCAUUGAGGGUCCCUCAGGUAGAAUCAAAAAUAGUUAUAGUACUGUACUCUUAGUUAAUGAUUCUUGAAAACUCACUAGUUUAUGAUCAAUACAAAUUGAUAUAAAACAAUUUUGUUCUUCUGGGUAUGAGCACAGAAUAUAUUCUACCAUCAAUAAUAUCAAAGGUAUAAACAACAAAUUAAUCUUAAUAUUUGAAAAUUUAAAGUUUCUUAGCUUUCAAACUACAGAAUUUUAUAGGAUUAGAAUUGUCUUACUUAAUGUUACGUUCACACUGCCAAUGACAAUGAUGUGUUUGUUGCCAAAGCAUUUACAUUGUCCAGUAAUUUUCAUGUUAGUGUGUGCAUAAUUUACAUUGGGCUUGGUAUUACUCCACUAAUUUUUGCAUUUUAACACUAAAAUGUUCUUUGUUUUAAAAAUGGAUUUGCAGACAAUAUGUUAAUUUUUGAUGCCAUUUCUAUGUGAGAUUGCUACGUUUAACUAUAAUUCUCUUCCAAGUUGUCUUACCUCUCGAUUAUUCUUCCUUUGACUUCUUUUGUCUAAUACAGGGCUUCUUAAACUAUGGGUCGCGACCCCAUUUGGGGUCACUUAGCGAAAUCUUGGGGUCGCGAGAUUUUAAUGCAAAAUAUUGAAAAUAAUUUGUGAGAGUU